Messenger RNA from Brassica napus (rape), 671 nucleotides. Its product is annotated as probable zinc metalloprotease EGY1, chloroplastic. The record is from RefSeq and is a predicted model, not a curated record. The transcript is spliced from 4 exons. Bases 6 to 308 code for a protein of 100 amino acids. NCBI's taxonomy places the organism in Eukaryota, Viridiplantae, Streptophyta, Magnoliopsida, Brassicales, Brassicaceae.
GUUUGAUGUUGUUCCUAUCUACAGAUGCUGAUGCAGCUAGCGAUCUGGUGCAGGUUCCGAGCAUGUUAUACCAAGGUAUCUUACUUCUUGGACUCAUCGGUAGAGCAACUCUCGGAUAUGCAGCUUUGCAUGCUGCAACAGUUUCUAUCCAGCCGCUUCUUAUUGCUGGGUGGUGUGGUUUAACAACAACGGCUUUUAUAUAUGCUUCCUGUUGGAUGUUUGGAUGGAGGAAGAGCGCAGCUCGGCAGCCCUUUGGCACUUCCUUGGGGACUCUACGUGCUAAUUUGCCAGUUACAAAAAAAUUCUGAACUCUGCAACUUCGAAUGUUACUUUUUUUUUUGGUCAAACAAAGAAGAUGUUUCUUAAAGAGUACAUUGGUUUUGAACGGAGAAAACCAGAGAAACCGUGUCUGAACGUUGUGACCAAGAUUGGAACGAUGUGGCCAAGAUUGGAACGAUGUGGCCCUGACGCUCCUGCCUGUAUGAAACGAUCUCGCAGAAGUAGUAGGCAUAGGGCUUGUAACCACAUUUUGAUGAUUGUCGUUGCGUAUGUAAGCAGAUGUUGUAGUUAGGGACAAUCAGAGGCAAUUUUUCUUGGCAUUAUUUAGACUGCCAGAUAUAUUGAGUCAUGUAUGUAUGCUGAUGAAGAAGAAGAAUUUUAAACUUGUUGAA